This is a messenger RNA of Pseudocercospora fijiensis CIRAD86, 1194 nucleotides long. RefSeq lists its product as uncharacterized. Gene Ontology annotation, molecular function: CAAX-protein geranylgeranyltransferase activity. The annotation marks the transcript as partial. NCBI's taxonomy places the organism in Eukaryota, Fungi, Ascomycota, Dothideomycetes, Mycosphaerellales, Mycosphaerellaceae. Gene Ontology annotation, cellular component: CAAX-protein geranylgeranyltransferase complex. The record is from RefSeq and is a predicted model, not a curated record. The transcript is spliced from 3 exons. Gene Ontology annotation, biological process: protein geranylgeranylation.
AGGCAUGUGGCAUACUGGACGCGAUGUUUGAAGACAUACCUGCCACAUCACUACACGGGCAACGAGAGCAAUCGCAUGUAUCUCGCUUUCUUCAUCCUGUCGGCACUGGACCUUCUUGACUCGUGGACGGUCGUCGCGCACGAGCAAGAACGGAACGAUUAUAUCAACUGGAUCUACCACUGCCAGCAUCCUGAUGGUGGCUUUCGCAUGUGGCCCGGCACCGACUUUGGUGCAUUGCGGAAUGGAUCCAAUGCCAAGUGGGAUCCGGCCAAUGUGCCUGCCACCUAUUUUGCCCUUUCCGCUUUGUUGGCCAGCGGAGAUGAUCUCGAGCGUGUGAAGCGCAGGAAGACUCUAGAAUGGAUCCAGAAGAUGCAGCGUGACGAUGGCUCAUUCGGGGAGACUCUGGUAGACGGUAAUGUGGAAGGCGGCAUGGACCCUCGCUUUGGCUAUUGUGCAGCAGGCAUCCGCUACAUCCUCCGAGGCGACACGGAAGGGCCGCUGAAGAUUGAUCAUGCGAUGAUUGAUGACAUUGAUAUUGACGCGCUUGUUCGAUGCAUCACUUUGGCCGAGUCAUAUGAUGGUGGCAUAGCAGAUCAACCUUUCCACGAGCCGCACGCCGGCUACGAGUUCUGCGCCCUUGGAGCACUGAACUUUGUAAACCGAUUGCAGACCCCAGCAACAGCAAGUCUGGACAAGAGCAGGCACCAUGGCCCUAGCGAUCCAAACAUGACAAUCCGCUGGCUUGUGGAAAGACAGACCGACAUGGAAGAACCUGAGGAUGAAGUCGAUCCUGAUCCCAUGGCUGGCGAACUUCACCAGAGUCCUGACAAGUCGAUACCAACUGCGCCGUUUGGCCCAGAGCCACAGGAAGCGGGCAUGAACGGCCGCAUGAACAAGGCUGCAGACACUUGCUACGCGUGGUGGGCAGGCGCGUCGUUCUUCAUGAUGGAUCAACCUCGACUUUUCAAUCACAUUGCACUGAAGCGAUAUUUGCUGGGUAAGACACAGCAUCCAGCCCUGGGCGGCUUCGGCAAGUUUCCUGGCGAUUUGCCAGAUCUAUAUCACAGUUGCCUUGGGCUCGCUGCACUCGGCAUGAUUGGCGUAGACGGCAUCAAAGAAGUAGAUCCUGCCAUGUGUAUCAGCAAGACAGCCAGCGCUAGAAUUCCAGAAUUGUGGCAACGUUGGAAAGAUUGA